Messenger RNA from Bacillus rossius redtenbacheri, 2387 nucleotides. RefSeq lists its product as uncharacterized. Lineage: Eukaryota; Metazoa; Arthropoda; Insecta; Phasmatodea; Bacillidae. The coding region runs from base 52 to 2145 and encodes 697 amino acids. The transcript has 3 exons. The record is from RefSeq and is a predicted model, not a curated record.
CCGCCGAGGCAGCUCCGAGAGACCGCACGCACAGCGCCCAGCUCCGCCGACAUGCAGCUCACCGCUAGCGCCCUCCUGUCAGCAGCAGUGGUGGGUAUCUUCCUGGUCGAGACAUACGGUCGACCGUCCGAUCCCCAGCCACAGGAACUUCGCCCUCUUCGCCGCGAGGCCAGGGAGAACUCCGGCUUCUACACGGCGCACCAAGACGCAGGCAUCUCCAAGUACAGUCAACUAGAGGUUUCUCCGCAAACUUCAGGCAGUAAUGCAGCACAUUUAGAAGAAUACUUUCCAUCUAACUACGAACAUAAAAGCACUGUCAAAGAAUUGGAAGCAACAACUGAAAAUGUACUGAAUAGCACAAUAAACCAAACUUCAUCAGGACAGCAAGAAGAUUAUAUUGAUGAUAAUAAUCCAACAGAAUAUGUAACUAUUGCAACACAAAUACCACAUAAUGACACGGAGGAUAUGUCUGAAUCACAAAAUACGGAAUAUCCGCAGAUAUUUUUUAUUCCAGAACAUACAACUGAUUUAAGUACACAACCUCAAGCGGCAGAGGUAGGAAGAGAUACAUAUGAAGUGUUUAAUGAAUCUCAAACCAACGAUAACCCUUCAUUAUCAUCGGAAAGUGAUGUUUCCCACAGUGAUUUUAAGACAAUGACAGAAAGUGAAAAUUAUCGUGCAUCUGAAAAAGAUGAUUUUGAAAUCGCUCCAACGGAAAGAUCAUACAACAGUGAUGAGGAACCGUCGAUCUCUUUAAAUGAUAACACGAAUUUUCUUAGUGUGACUCAAAAACAAUAUUUGGUACAAACACCAGAAAAUGCAAAACCAUCACCCAAGAGUGAUCUGGAAACAGUUGUUCCACCACAAGAAUACAACACGAACCAACAGCAUCAGCACGCCAACAACGACCACAACAAAGUGAAAGAACCAAACAUGAAGGCAAAAAUCCUUGCUGAACACUUGGAUUUUAAAUUAUACAACAACCACAAUGCAGACAAAAGAAGAAUUAUAUCUCUAUUAUUCCCUGAUAAUGACUACUCUUCUCGUAACCCACCUGUUUAUAACUCCGUAUCUGGCAGUUCAGCCAAUUUAAAUCAAUUUUUUCAACCAACGCCAGCACCACCGCCUUUGAAGUACUCAUAUGCAGAUAAGGAGGUUAGAAAAGAAGACGGUGGCGAAAUACAGUAUUUAACAAAGUUCAGAGAUUCAAAGAGCUUUCCUUACACACCAAGCGCGUAUAGCUUACUGCCAGAAGAACCCACUUCCCCAUCACAAAGUCAAUUUAUUGGAAGAUCACAAGUUCCCAGUUUAAAUCAGUACUCCAGUCACCAUCACUCACCCAUUCAGACACCUUAUUCAAUGACGUACAGGGUAAACAAUAUAAAAAAUGUACAGCCUUCGGUGGCAGGUGGUGCGCGCGCUCGGCAAUAUUAUUGGCCGUUUGCUGAUUAUUUCCCGAUCGUAAUAAACGAUCCCUUCCUGGCAGCGUAUAAUGCUUUCUACAACGUGUUCGAAUACGGGCCGGAAGCCGACAUCUGCGGAAGACUGCUCGCCCUAAGAAACAACCCGGCCAGAGACGCCCUAGCUGCACACAACGCCGCUCUGUAUCGAAUAAACCCGCUGGUAACGAGCUCUGUGCGUUCGGAUUAUGUUCCUGCAGCGACAGAAAUAACUCUGGCGAACGCGCAUGUCAAGCCGAUCUCGGCAGCUGACCCGCACAGUGUCCAUAGCACAGUUUCUAGUCCCCAGGCGGGAACUGGGAGUGAAAGUGGUGAGGAGGAACAAACUGUGGACGACAUGAAGCCGACGGUGAUCAUCAUGUCGACAAACGACACGACCAGGAACGCGACUUUCAUUACGAAGCUGGUGGUGAGGAAAGGAGGCGUGUCCAUCGCCGGACCGGGGGGCAUAGCCACUGCUGGCUCGGGCGGAUUGGCUAUCGUGGGUCCUGGGGGAGUGGCCUACACGAGUCCCAAUGGCAUGGCGAUAGUGGGUCCUGGCGGGAAGGUCGUGGCACUGCCGAGCGGAGCAGAGGUGGUCUUCAACCCGCAGGAUUUCAGCGCCAAGAGAUACCUCGCAAGCCUUCCCCCAGGAGGCAAGGUGGUCGCCGAGGGUCCUACCAUCUAUUACCAUCCACCUCAGUAGUCCGCAGACUGCAUGGAUGCUUCGGUAACACUUUUGUCUUUCCUGAUUCAUUGUUUAGAGUGGAACUAGAAUCAGCAGUUAGCAAGUACUAAGAACCGUUAUAAUAUGAAUGCCUUUGUGCACGCAUACGGUAGUUAAAAAUAACAAAUAAAAUAAAAUAUUAAAUAUUAAUUCUGAAAUGAAAUUGCAGUCAAUACUGUACUGUACUUGCUUCUGAAAUAAACUGUUGUGCUUACUGAAAA